Messenger RNA from Conger conger (European conger), 528 nucleotides. RefSeq names its product gamma-crystallin S-1-like. Gene Ontology annotation, molecular function: structural constituent of eye lens. The transcript is spliced from 3 exons. Gene Ontology annotation, biological process: visual perception; lens development in camera-type eye. Lineage: Eukaryota; Metazoa; Chordata; Actinopteri; Anguilliformes; Congridae. The coding region runs from base 1 to 528 and encodes 175 amino acids. The record is from RefSeq and is a predicted model, not a curated record.
AUGGGGAAGAUCAUCUUCUACGAGGACAGGAACUUCGGCGGUCGGCACUACGAGUGCAGCAGCGACUGUGCCGACUUCAGCUCCUACUUCAGCCGCUGCAACUCCAUCCGCGUGGAGAGCGGCUGCUUCAUGAUCUACGAGCGCGCCAACUACAUGGGCCACCAGUACUUCAUGAGCCGCGGGGAGUACCCCGACUACCAGCGCUGGAUGGGCAUGAGCGACAGCAUCCGCUCCUGCCGCAUGAUCCCCAUGCACUCCCCCGGGUCCUACCGGAUGCGAUUCUACGAGAGGAUGGAGUUCGGAGGUCAGAUGAUGGAGCUGAUGGACGACUGCCCCGACAUGAUGGACCGCUUCCACUUCUCCGAGAUCCACUCCUGCAACGUGAUGGAGGGCAACUGGCUGUUCUACGACCAGGCCAACUACAGGGGGCGCCACUUCUACCUGCGGCCGGGGGAGUACCGCAGGUUCAGCGACUGGGGCGGCGUGAGUGCUCGCGUGGGCUCCAUCAGACGCAUCAUGGCCAACUAG